AUGGCCGAAAACGGUACAAUCUCUGCGAUGUACAAGCCCACGCGUCCUUCGCUGGGCGACUGGAGCCGGUCCGAGUAUCUUUACAUCCAACUACAUAGCGAGCUGCUCUUUGCCGUUGCGUAUCUACCCGCCGCACCCUGCCCAUGCAUCGACGACGCCUCUCAGUAUAUCGGUUACUGCCAGUACUUCGCUAUUCCCGACGCCACAACCGAUGAUCCUCUGGAAGAGGCGGGAAGCGGCGUGGUAAAAGGCAUCAAAACCUUCAUCGACAAGCGAGACGAGCUAUCUGGAUGGGUGAUGUGGGCCCUUCGAGCAACGAAGAUGAAAGCUAUCGUCAACAGUGAUGACUCUGAAAUACGUAACGUCAAGGUAUCGCUAGCCAUGCUACAGGAAUAUCGCCAGAUACGGGAGCGGAUGGGCGUCGAUACAUACGUAGACAACCCAAAAUUCUGCCCAGCCCUUUGGUCGUUCCUUCAAGAUGCCGCUCGCAAUCAAUUUCCUCGGUUCAGCGGAAACACUACCCAGGCUGAACCCACACAAGAUGUCGAUACCAACGCUGACAUGGACAUGGACAUGGACUUUACCUCUAUCACCGGAUCUGUACCUGCCAACGACCUGGCGGACACAUCAGACCACGACUCAACAGACGAGAAUAAAAUACCUGACGCUGAAGACGACGUCAAUCCUGGAACGACCCGCCUAGGCCCGGAUGACUUUGCAAGAGAGACUGGAACAGUCAGGUGCACGCGAUACAUGCCGUCUAAUGGUCAGCGGUGCCGGCGACGUGCGGCGACAGAAAACGAAGACCGUCGGUCGUGGCUAUGUCACAACCAUGACCCGGUGGAGAAGAAGAAGAUAUUGGCUGAUCGUUUGGCGAGGAACAAGGCGGCAAAGACGGCAAAGGGAUUUAGGCCAGCGAAGCCCAAACAGCAGAAGAAGCAGAAAAAGGUAGGGAAGUGA
This is a messenger RNA of Alternaria atra, 960 nucleotides long. RefSeq lists its product as uncharacterized. The record is from RefSeq and is a predicted model, not a curated record. NCBI's taxonomy places the organism in Eukaryota, Fungi, Ascomycota, Dothideomycetes, Pleosporales, Pleosporaceae. Bases 1 to 960 code for a protein of 319 amino acids. The transcript has a single exon.